AGGUGACGUGACGUCGAGUGUUGUUUGCCAUGAUGGCGUCUUCCACGGAUCAGAAUCUGCUGGACCUCACGGAUAAAGACACCAGGGAGAAACUCUCUCUCUGGGACCGGCGAGCGGACCCCAUGGCGCCGUUAACGGAUAGACAGACGGACUCGAUCCUGGAGCUCCGCGCAGCCGCAGAAGAGACCCUGCUGCCCGCUGAGCUGCCGAUCGAGGAUAUCUGCAGUCUGUCAUCUCGCUCUCUGCGCUCUUCUUUCACUGCUGCUCUGCCCGAGUCCACCGAAGAAGUGCUGCUGCAGGGCUUUCAGAUGCUGGAGCUCCACAACCACAGGAUCGAGACGGCACAGCAGUUUUUUUCCUGGUUCUCAAAGCUGCAGGUUCAGAUGGAUCAGGAUGAAGCUUCCAAGUACAGGAAGACUCGAGAUGUUCUGAAUGGCUAUCAGGAGCAGUGCGAUGCCAUACUGAACGAUGUGAACACGGCUCUGGAUCAUCUGGACUCUCUGCAGAAGCAGUAUCUGUUUGUGUCCACAAAAACAGGAACACUUCAUGAGGCCUGCGAACAACUGCUGAAGGAGCAGUCAGAGUUGGUGGAUCUGGCCGAGAGCAUCCAAGAGAAACUGUCAUAUUUUAAUGAACUGGAAAACAUAAACACGAAACUGAACUCUCCUACAUUAUCCGUGAACAGUGAAGGAUUCGUCCCCAUGCUCUCCAAAUUAGACGAAUGCAUAGACUAUGUUUCAUCACAUCCCAAUUUUAAAGACUAUCCAGUCUAUCUGACCAAAUUCAAGCAGUGUCUGUCCAAAGCCAUGCAACUCAUCAAGAGCCACACCGUCAACACCCUGCAGAACCUGACGGGUCAGCUCAGCAAACGGGAUCCGCUGGGCGCUCCCAAUGCUGACAAUGCCUUCACACUGUACUACGUCAAAUUCAGAGCAGCUGCACCGAAAGUUCGAAGGCUAAUUGAGCAAGUUGAGCAGCGGUCUGAAAAAAUCCCUGAGUAUCAUCAGCUGCUGGAGGAGAUUCAUCAGUGUUAUCUGGACCAGAGGGAAGUUCUGCUCAGUCCCAGUAUAAACUCCACCAUCACUGACCUCACCAGCCAGAAUAACAAAGACCACUGCGCUCUGGUGCGCAGUGGCUGUGCAUUUAUGGUCCACGUUUGUCAAGAUGAGCAUCAGCUUUACAAUGAGUUCUUCUCCAAACCCACGUCCAAACUGGAUGAGCUCCUGGAGAAGCUUUGCCUGUCUCUGUAUGAUGUUUUGCGGCCGCUGAUCAUCCAUGUGGUUCAUCUGGAGACGCUUUCUGAGCUCUGCGGCAUCUUAAAGAACGAAAUGCUGGAAGAUCACGUCCAAAACAACGUGGUUCAGCUGGCUGCGUUUGAUGCAGUAGUGAAGCAGAUGCUGGAGGACGUUCAGGAGCGUUUGGUCUACAGGACACACAUCUACAUCCAGACCGACAUCAUUGGCUACAAACCGGCUCCAGGAGACCUGGCCUACCCUGACAAGCUGGAGAUGAUGGAGAAAAUCGCUCAGAGUCUGAAAGAGGAGCAGAUGAAGCUAAACUCCAGCAACUCCUUCUCUGAUGUUCAGUUGGAGGAGUCUGAGAACAAGAAGCUCAUCAGCUCUGACUCGCGGCUGCAGAGCUCUGUUUCUCCAGCAGAUCUGCAUGGCAUGUGGUAUCCGACUGUCAGACGGACGCUCGUGUGCCUCUCCAAACUCUACCGCUGCAUAGACAGGGCAGUGUUUCAGGGUCUCUCUCAGGAAGCUCUGUCUGCCUGCAUUCAGUCUCUGCUUCACGCUUCAGACAUCAUUCAGAAGAACAAGACUCAGAUCGACGGGCAGCUCUUCCUCAUCAAACAUCUGCUGAUCAUGAGGGAACAGAUCGCUCCGUUUCACGCAGACUUCGCCAUUAAAGAGAUUUCACUCGAUCUCAAGAAGACCAGAGACGCUGCUUUUAAAAUCCUCAAUCCUAAAGCUGUGCCGAAGUUCUUCCGUCUGAACAGCCAUAAUGCCAUCCUGGAGUUCCUGCUGGAGGGCACGCCGGAGAUUAAGGAGCACUACAUCGACUCUAAGAAGGACGUGGACCGACACCUGAAGCUCAGCUGCGAGAGCUUCAUCCAGCAGCAGACGAUCAUGUUUGUGGGAAACCUGGACCAGUUCCUCAGCAGGGUCAAGGUCAAGGCUCUCAUCAUUGAGUGUGUGCCAGAUGACCGUGGGCUGAGGCUGACGAUUGAGAGGAGCAGCAGAACGAGUAAAUCACAGUUCUGA
This is a messenger RNA of Danio aesculapii, 2264 nucleotides long. It is a transcript of the gene cog3, whose product is annotated as component of oligomeric golgi complex 3. The transcript has 21 exons. Gene Ontology annotation, biological process: intra-Golgi vesicle-mediated transport; Golgi organization; intracellular protein transport. Gene Ontology annotation, cellular component: membrane; COG complex; cis-Golgi network. Lineage: Eukaryota; Metazoa; Chordata; Actinopteri; Cypriniformes; Danionidae. The record is from RefSeq and is a predicted model, not a curated record. Bases 30 to 2264 code for a protein of 744 amino acids.